UCGACCGCAUUUCGUGAUGAACUUCCGAAAUUAUUUGCUGCGAUGAAAUGUUGAAAAUAAGUUUUCUUCUUCUUUUUCAGUCUUUUCCAUGCGAUAUCUGUUAAUGUCUAGACAUUUCUUUUACCAUUUUUUAGCCUAUAGUGAAUAAAAUUAAAUUUUAAAAAAGAGGUGAACCACCAACAUGGGUAUUUUAGAAAAAAUUCAAGAAAUUGAGCGAGAAAUCUCUCGGACUCAAAAAAAUAAAGCCACUGAAUACCAUUUGGGUUUAUUGAAAGCCAAACUAGCAAAAUACCGUCAGCAGUUACUUGAACCAUCGGCAAAAUCAGCUGCAAGGGGUGAAGGUUUUGAUGUUAUGAAAUCAGGUGAUGCCCGGAUUGCUCUCAUCGGUUUCCCAUCAGUUGGAAAGUCAACAAUUCUAAAUAUCUUAACCAAAACCCACAGUGAAUCUGCUUCCUAUGAAUUCACCACAUUGACAUGUAUUCCUGGUGUUAUUGAGUACAACGGAGCAAAUAUUCAACUUUUAGAUUUACCUGGUAUUAUUGAAGGAGCUGCACAAGGUAGAGGUCGAGGUCGACAGGUAAUUGCUGUUGCAAGGACAGCAGAUCUUGUUGUCAUAAUGCUGGAUGCUACAAAAGGAGAUAUUCAAAGGGAACUUCUAGAAAAUGAACUUGAGUCUGUAGGAAUCCGAUUGAACCGAAAGAAACCUAAUAUAUAUUUCAAACAAAAGAAAGGUGGUGGUAUUUCUUUCAACUCUACAGUGCCUCUAACAAAAAUCAACGAAAAAAUGGUGCAGUUAAUUUUGCAUGAAUAUAAAAUAUUUAAUUGUGAAGUUCUCUUCAGAGAAGAUUGUAAUUCAGAUGAAUUAGUUGAUGUCAUCCUAGGAAACCGUAUAUAUAUGCCGUGUUUGUAUGUCUAUAACAAAAUUGAUCAAAUAUCAAUUGAAGAGGUUGAUCGACUUGCUCACAAGCCUUACACAGUGGUCGUCAGCUGUAAUAUGAAGUUAAAUCUUGACUAUUUACUGGAGUGUGUUUGGGAACAUCUGGCCUUAGUUCGAGUUUAUACGAAAAAAAGGGGAGAAAGUCCUGAUUUCGAUGGAGGCUUGAUAUUAAGAAGAGGUUGCCUUGUUGAACAUGUGUGUCACUCCAUUCACAGAUCCUUGGUUAAUACAUUCAAAUAUGCUUUAGUAUGGGGUUCCAGUGUAAAGUACAGUCCUCAGAGAGUUGGAAUCCAACACCAGAUGCACCACGAUGAUGUUAUUCAAAUUGUGAAGAAAUGAACAGAGACUUUCCAUGCAUUACUUGUUGUUGUUGUUAUUGUCGCUGUUCGGCUUCUCACUUGCUCUCUUUCUUUCCUUCUUUCUUCCCUGCGCAAAUAUGAAAAAGAUAAAAAUAAAAGACGAAAACAAUAACCCCUUUAAUCCCUUUUUCUCCCUGGAAUUUCUCUGUUUCACUUUGAGCUCCUCUGCUACUACUACUACUACAACUACUACUAAUAAUAAUAAGGAUGAUGCAAGCAAUACAAUGCACAAGAAAAUACAAAACCUGUUUCUACUGGUUUGCUUUCUC
Octopus sinensis (East Asian common octopus) is the source of this 1565-nucleotide messenger RNA. Its product is annotated as developmentally-regulated GTP-binding protein 2. The record is from RefSeq and is a predicted model, not a curated record. Gene Ontology annotation, biological process: cytoplasmic translation. Gene Ontology annotation, molecular function: GTPase activity; GTP binding. Lineage: Eukaryota; Metazoa; Mollusca; Cephalopoda; Octopoda; Octopodidae. The coding region runs from base 182 to 1276 and encodes 364 amino acids. Gene Ontology annotation, cellular component: cytoplasm. The transcript is spliced from 14 exons.